AAAAAAUGACAUCUCAAGAAAGUGAGAGACAAUACCGUUUCGAAACACUUCAACUUCAUGCUGGCCAUACCCCGGAUCCUGUAACUCGGGCUAGAGCUGUCCCAAUCUAUGCUAGCGCCUCCUUUGUGUUCAAAGACACAGUCAGUGCUGAAAAUGUUUUUAACCUGACUGAAGAAGCGUUUGCUUAUAGCAGUCAAUUAUUGAUUUUUCAACUUAUUAAUUUAGAGGUAUUCGAAAAACGAAUCGCUGCUUUAGAAGGAGGUUCUGUUGCCCUUGCUACAUCCUCAGGUCAAGCUGCUCAAUUUACUGCAAUUGCUACAAUUUGUGUCGCGGGUGAUAAUAUCGUAUCGACGAGUUAUCUUUACGGUGGUACUUACAAUCAAUUCAAGAUUACAUUGCCUCGAUUAGGAAUCAAUGUAAAAUUUGUACAAGGAGAUGAUCCACAAGAAUUUGCGAAAUUAAUUGAUGAAAAUACUAAAGCUAUUUAUAUUGAAUCCAUGGGCAAUCCAAGAUUUAAUGUUCCUGAUUUUGAGGCGAUUGCGAAGGUGGCACACGAUGCCGGUAUUCCAUUAAUUGUUGAUAAUACGUUUGGUGCUGGUAUGAUCUUUCAAAUGCCCACGUUAAAUGCUGGUUAUUUAAUACAACCAAUUAAGCAUGGUGCUGAUAUUGUAGUUCACAGCACAACAAAAUGGAUUGGCGGUCAUGGAACAACAAUAGGUGGUGUAAUAGUCGACAGUGGUAGGUUCCCUUGGAAUAAUGGUAAAUUUCCAUCGUUUACUGAACCAUCUCCUGGAUAUCAUGGCUUGCAGUAUUGGGAAAAUUUUGGAAAUAAAUCCUUCAUUGUUAAAGCACGCGUUGAAAUCAUGCGUGAUGUAGGUGCAUGUCAAAACCCAUUUGGUUCUUUUCUUCUUUUACAAGGAAUUGAAACUUUAUCAUUAAGAGUCGAAAGACAAGCAGAGAAUUCGUUGAAAUUGGCAAGAUGGUUGGAAUCAUUGACUGACGUUGUAGGUUGGGUUUCAUAUCCAGGGCUUGAGUCUCAUGCAUCCUAUAUGAAUGCUAAAAAAUAUAUGAAAAAUGGUUUUGGGUGUGUGCUGUGUUUUGGUAUUAAAGGUGGUAUUAAGGCUGGAAGUUUAUUCAUAGAUUCGUUAAAGAUUGUUAGUUAUCUGGCUAACCUAGGUGAUGCAAAAACUUUGAUAAUAAAUCCCGCUGCAACAACUCAUCGGCAACUUACAGAUGAAGAGCAAAUAUCAUCAGGAGUUACUAAAGAUACUAUACGUGUUUCUGUGGGGUAUGAACAUAUCGAUGAUAUUAUAGCUGAUUUCAAAUUUGCUUUUGAUAAAGUUAGAGCGGCCAACAAUGAGUGUGAUGAUAAAUAG
Racocetra persica is the source of this 1376-nucleotide messenger RNA. Lineage: Eukaryota; Fungi; Glomeromycota; Glomeromycetes; Diversisporales; Gigasporaceae. The record is from the annotation of a GenBank genome assembly.